UACGUCAUUCUUGCACAGGCGCAGUACGACCUACACUAGUAACGCAGAGGCCGAGGUAUACUUAGCAUUAGCUACUUGGAGAAUAAACAAGGUUGUUUUAAUCGAAUCAGAUCAGUUAGCCCUUACUCUGUAUAUUUGAUAUAUAAAGACGACGCCCCAUCUGCUGGCGUCCGAUUUCUGUUUUUUUAGGCUGGUGGUGUUUUUGUACAUAAUAUGGCAACGGCAGACGAUGCCCGCUACUACAACGAGCAUGAUGAUAGGGUUGGGGGGCCCCAAUUUCGCAGCCGAAGAGGGCGGGGACCUUUCAGGGGCCGAAUGUACAGCGACCAGUCGGCGCGGUCGCGGCAUCGUGGGGGUCCAGGAGGCGGAGCUCCAGGUCCCAGGGCCCGUUUUGAAAAUGACGAUGAAGAUGGAGAUGUAGCGAUGAAUGACGGCAACUCACAAGAUGGAAGUUCACAGCGCCGAUUCAACCCGUAUGGGCGGCAAAACCGCAGAGGUGACGGGCGGUUUGACCGGGACAGAAGAGGUGGAGGAGGGGGCCACAGAGGAGGAGGAGGAGGAGGAGGAGGAGGUGGAGGUGGUGGUGGUGGAGGAGCGGGCCGCAGAACCUGGUUCAAGAUGACCAUUCCCCACGGGAAGAAAUAUGACAAGAAAUGGCUGCUCACUGCUCUGCAAAACCUUUGCUCUGUGCCUUUCAAUCCUAUACAGUAUCACAUUGAGGGAAACAGGGCGCAGUUUUUCAUUAAUGACGCCUCCACAGCCAACGCUCUGACCAAGGUGUCGCGCAAGAUCACAGACACUGAAGGCUACAAGGUGACUGUCCUGAUGAACCCCUGCGUCCCUCCCUCCUCCGUCCAGACAGACCUGAAGCCAGAGGACCUGGAACAUCUUAAGCAAUGCAUGUCCAAACGAUUUGAUGGCUCACAGCAAGCGCUCGACCUGAACUGCAUUCGAACAGACCCAGACCUGGUCUCCCAGAACAUCGAGGUGAUUCUGAACAGGAAGAGCUGUAUGCAGGCUGUCCUCAAAAUCAUUGAGGAGAAUAUCCCGGGGCUGACUUGUCUAAACCUGAGCAACAACCGCCUUUAUAAGCUAGAGGAUUUGGCAGAGCUGGCCACUAAGGUGCCAAACCUGAAGACACUCAAUCUCUCCAACAACGAGCUGAAGGCUGAGCGGGAGCUGGACAAAGUGAAGGGCCUGAAGCUAGUGGAGCUGUGGCUGGACAGGAACCCACUGUGCGAUCACUUCAAGGACCAGGCCACCUACAUCAGCGCUGUCAGAGAACGGUUCCCACGGUUACUCAAACUGGAUGGCCAUGACCUCCCUCCCCCCAUAGGAUUCGAUGUGGAAGCGCCCACAACCCUGCCCCCCUGCAAGGGAAGUUACUUCGUUUCAGAUGAAAUCAAGAGCCUCAUACUGCGGUUCCUACAACAAUACUACAGCGUUUAUGACUCGGGCGACAGGCAGCCUCUGCUAGACGCCUACCAUGACGGAGCUUCCUUCUCCCUCAGCAUACCGUUCUCUGGGCAGAACCCCUCCAGGUGCAGUCUAGGGGAUUAUCACAAGGACAGCCGUAACAUCAAGAAGCUCAAAGAUCCCACCACGCGAUUCCGCCUGUUGAAGCACACACGGUUGAACGUGGUGGCCUUCUUAAAUGAGCUGCCCAAGACCCAGCACGACAUUGCUUCCUUCAACAUCGAUGUCAACACAUUCACUAAUACGUUACUGUCAUUCACCGUCAGUGGAGUGUUCAAAGAAGUGGACGGUAAAUCCAGAGACUCGGUCCGAGCGUUUUCUCGGGUCUUUGUGUCAGUGCCAGCAGGGAAUACUGGUCUGUGCAUAGUGAACGACGAGCUGUUCGUGCGGAACGCCACCACGGAGGAGAUUCGGCGAGCCUUCGCGGCCCCCGCCCCGACGCCCUCCAGCAGCCCCGUGCCCACGCUGUCUGCAUCCCAGCAGGAAAUGCUGUCCGCCUUCUCCCAGAAGUCCGGAAUGAACCUGGAGUGGUCGCAAAAGUGUCUUCAGGACAAUGAGUGGGAUUUCAACAGAGCUGGUCAAAUCUUCACACAGCUAAAGGCCGUCGGAAAGAUCCCUGAUGUCGCCUUCUUGAAGUGAAGAUCAAAGUUGAGAAUGUUGUAAAUUAGUGACCAUACAUUUGCUGUGAAUAAAUAAAAUCAAAACAAUUUGUUUUUAUAUGGAUUUUUCCCCCCUUGUUUUUAUUGUUUUUUUGUUUUUUUUGUCAAGAUCAUAAGCAACGGAAGAUUCACUACAAGAAUAGAACUUUCUUUGUCCUUAAAGUACUUAAAGUAUUGCAAUUUUGAAUUUAAGACUUCUUGUCUUGUUGAAUCUUGCUCUUUUGAUUGUAGCUUUAAUUUUGUACUGUGUUGUUUUUCGCACUAAUAAAUUGUGACAAGCUGUUGUAAUUCAGCAUCUAUAUUUCA
This is a messenger RNA of Conger conger (European conger), 2441 nucleotides long. It is a transcript of the gene nxf1a, whose product is annotated as nuclear RNA export factor 1a. The record is from RefSeq and is a predicted model, not a curated record. NCBI's taxonomy places the organism in Eukaryota, Metazoa, Chordata, Actinopteri, Anguilliformes, Congridae. The transcript has 21 exons. The coding region runs from base 214 to 2115 and encodes 633 amino acids. Gene Ontology annotation, biological process: poly(A)+ mRNA export from nucleus. Gene Ontology annotation, cellular component: cytoplasm; nucleus. Gene Ontology annotation, molecular function: RNA binding; protein binding.